This is a messenger RNA of Ixodes scapularis (black-legged tick), 1547 nucleotides long. RefSeq names its product orexin receptor type 2. Gene Ontology annotation, molecular function: neuropeptide Y receptor activity. The transcript has 3 exons. Gene Ontology annotation, biological process: G protein-coupled receptor signaling pathway. Lineage: Eukaryota; Metazoa; Arthropoda; Arachnida; Ixodida; Ixodidae. Bases 53 to 1177 code for a protein of 374 amino acids. Gene Ontology annotation, cellular component: membrane. The record is from RefSeq and is a predicted model, not a curated record.
AAUCAUCGGAGGAGCCGGCCCCAGUAACCCGAGAUUCGGGGCAAGGAUCACGAUGGACGAGAGUGUCUUCGACACAUCAACUGCCUCCCGCCAGAACGGCGACGUCAACUACGACACCGGUCACCAUCCGAACGGCAGCGGCCUGACCAACGCAUCCUGCGUGAACGACCUCUGCGUCUCCGAGGCAGAGUAUCUGGACCUCCUGGAAGAGUACAUCUUCCCCUCGUCAUACGAGUGGGGGCUCAUCGGUCUGCACAUUGCGGUUUUCGUGGUGGGCCUCGUGGGCAACACCCUGGUGUGCGUGGCCGUCUACCGUAACCAGGCGAUGCGGACCGUCACCAACUACUUCAUCGUGAACCUUGCCGUCGCCGACUUCCUUGUCAUUCUGGUCUGUCUACCGCCGACCGUGCUCUGGGACGUGACUGAGACGUGGUUCUUCGGCGCUGCGCUCUGCAAGGUCGUGCUUUAUCUACAGUGCGUCUCGGUGUCCGUGUCAGUCCUGACGCUCACCUUCAUCUCGGUGGACCGCUGGCGCGCCAUCUGCCGUCCGCUUCGCUCGCCCGGCUCUCCGCCGCGGCUGGCCAUCGCCGUCAUCUGGCUGGCGUCCUGCCUGAUGAUGCUCCCCGAACUGGUCGUCCUGGACACCCGCAAAGGCCCCGUCCCGGGCACCCUCUACCUCACCGAUUGCACGUAUACCUGGCCGCCCGGCUACACGAGCGCCUACCAGCUCUGCCUGGUCAUCCUCUUGUACGUGGCGCCGUUCGCGCUCAUGUCGGCCGUCUACUACCAGAUGGCUAGGGUGCUCUGGAGGAUGCCUGCCCUGCACGAGGUCGGCUCCCUGAGUGCGUCGACGCCGCCGCCGCAGAACGUUGCUCGGAGGAAGGCGGCUAAGAUGUUGAUCGCUGUGGUGACGCUGUUCGGGCUGUGCUACCUGCCCGUGCACACGCUCAACCUGCUUCGCUACACGACCGAGCUGCCACAGACGCCGCUGAUGAGCGUGGCAUCGCUGCUGUCGCACUGGCUGUGCUACUUCAACUCGGCCAUCAAUCCCAUCGUGUACAACUUUAUGAGCGGAAAAUUUCGCAAGGAGUAUCACAAGUCAUUCCGGUGGCUGCUAAAGCGAGUUCUCCUCUGUGGCCUGGAUCGGCGACGACAGUCAGCGGCCUCGGAGCUCUAGCAUAUCCCAACUUCAAGACGCCGGGAGGAACUGUGCACAAUCUCCCAGUCUUGACAACGUUCUGGAAGUCUGGGGCAACAUGAUGGUCCAACGCAAAACGGAACUUUUAGACGACUGCCUAGCCACGGCCAGAAAACAUUUGUGCACGACAUUUCAAUGAUGUUGACGCGGAUUCCAAUGAUGUUUAACGAACCCCGGGAUUAUAUAUACAUAUUUUUUUCGGAGCUUGAGUGUAUGGCAGGAUAUAUUUGAAUAAUACAACCUGCCAUUUAUGAAUUGUGGAUAUGUCUUAAUAGCGUUGCCUCAAAACUGGCGCCCUCCCACUGCACCAAUUCACAGUAGAAGGUUUCCCUUGGCAGUGCUGCAAACG